CUUGAAGGCGGGACUCUUCCAAUUUCGUGCCGCCAAUUCCCAAUCUUUGAUAGAAGUAGGAACACCCAGGUACGCAGGCAGGAGAAGGAAUUCCUUGGUUCUUCAAUCUUGAGCCCAAAGACGACGCAAAACAACAAAAACGGAAGAAUGCAAAUUCGAGUGAAGUGCAACUGCGGUGAAGGGAAUUGCCCCGAAUGGGCAAUCUUAGAGUUGCAAGGCGCAGUAGAAGCUCAACCUUCCUUCCAAGACCGCCUCCAAAACCUCCAAAUCGGCAUCCUCUGCCGCCCUUCUUCUCAGGAGGUGUAUACUUUUACGGUUGGGUAUCAUGAAUUGACGGGAUCGAAAGUCUCGUUGAAGAAGCCACUGUUGGUUCUGAAGAAAACUAAACACUCCGACCCAGACCAUGAGAUCGGUGACUGUGAUUUUUCGUCUAGAGUGGAAUUAGAAGUUAUCGGCGUCAUUCGGCAUCGGAUAUUGUUCAAGACGAGGCCAAAGGCCAUCAUUUCCAAACCACAACCAGCAGUGAAGGAAAGAGUCGGCAUGCCCGGUUCAGUUGUCUCAAACCAAACAGCAUGAAAUCCUUUUGUGGUAAUUUGGAAACUUCAGGUGUUAAAAUGGUCCGGUGUUCUAUGAUUAGGAUUGCGCCCUGCGCUUUCGAUAAGAUUCAAUCGUUUAUCCAAAAAAACAGUGAGUGUUGGCUUAUCUCGUAUAUAAUUGCAAACAAAUUCUGAAUUAUGAUGCCGUAGCUAGGAGCCUGGAUUGCUACAUCUUAAAGCACGUAAUGGGCUGGAUUGAACAUGAGUAUAAACUACGGCCAAUAAAUGAUGAUGUAGUAUAUAUCCAAUCUAUUUAUUCUGUGCGUCGAGUGUUGAUGACAAAAGAAAACUAAGGUUUAGAUACUGUGUUGAGAUGAAAGAAAAUUAAAUAAAAUCUUGUUAAAAUAUUA
Molecule: messenger RNA, 946 nt
Organism: Carya illinoinensis
Lineage: Eukaryota; Viridiplantae; Streptophyta; Magnoliopsida; Fagales; Juglandaceae
Product: chromosome transmission fidelity protein 8 homolog
Exons: 3
Coding region: 148-576 (142 amino acids)
Biological process (GO): mitotic sister chromatid cohesion
Cellular component (GO): Ctf18 RFC-like complex
Source: RefSeq, a predicted model, not a curated record